CAAUGUUGACGGAUAUGUCACAUGUUUGGAACACGUAACACAGAGUCGUGGUGCAGAUUGUUUUGAAAAAGUGAUAUUUGCAAAUUAAAAUUCAUCGUACGACGUUCCAAAGCACGAAUCAUCGUUUUGCACGCAGUUUUCAUAUUAGCUUAUUGAUACAGAUGAUAUUUUUUCUUUCCGAUUGUGUUAAGUCAUAAGCACGGAUUUGCUUUUGUGGGCAUUACAGUGACUUGAAGAAAGAGCUGACUAGUGUAUGUAUGCGCUAUCAAGGAAGUAUUUAUCAUAUUGCUGGAAAGCUGUAAAAUCAGUAAAGCCAGUAAAGAAAUAAUUCGUUGUUAUGCCAAAAAAGGUGGUGGUGUCCAAAAAGAAAACAAUGAAAAUGAAGAGCACAGCUCAUAAUAGCAGCACCCGUAAUUCUGAUACAAAUACGAAUACUUGCGGUGGGCGUCCUAAAGCACGUGAUGAUGAUAGAUAUGGUGAGAACAGUAUGGUUUUUGAAAACAAUCGUUGCAAAUCUUCUAAUAGUCAACACAAGAACAAAGAACAUGAUAGCGGCGAGAAUUCAUUCUUCGAUAAAAGCAAACAGUUACAUACGCUGGAGCACAGGACUGGUGGUAAUACGAUGAAAAAAAAGAAUAGUGGUAGCUUUAAUAGCCAUGCAACCUCCAACCGCAAUGGGAACAGCAAUAACAAUAGCAGUGCGAUGUCACAGAAGAAUGACAAUAAAAAAUUGGCCAAAGAAAUUAAAUCGCUAGUGCUAUGGAAAUCACCAAUAAAAACUCUAAAAUACGCAGGUCUCGAAAUAUUAUAUCUGUUAAAAAUCAACAUGAAUAGAUUAUUACACCAACGAGCACUACUUAUGGCCAUUUUAAUUUUAUUGUGUGGCAUCACUGUAGCCAUUUUCACUCCGGGUCACCAUCAGAAGCUGAUAGAAUCUAUUAAAACCAAAGGAUUCUUUAUUGCUUAUUGGUUAGGCUUGGGCAUAUUAUCGUCAGUUGGGCUUGGGACUGGACUGCACACAUUUCUCUUAUAUCUCGGACCACAUAUUGCCAGUGUCACGUUGGCGGCGUAUGAGUGUAGUUCUCUCAACUUUCCGGAACCACCAUAUCCAAAUGAAAUCCUUUGUCCCGAUGACAAUGGUACAACAAACCAUAUCAUUCCAUCGUUAUGGUCAAUAAUGGCAAAGGUUCGAUACGAAGCAUUUCUUUGGGGUGCCGGUACCGCACUUGGAGAACUCCCACCGUACUUUAUGGCUAAGGCUGCCCGCCUUAGCGGCAACACUACGGAGGAAUUAGAAAAUCUGCAAGAGUUGGAGAAGCUACAAAAACGCAAAGAAAAAGGAGAAAAGUUAGGUUUAUUCGAUAAAGGUAAACUGAUGAUGGAAGACAUCGUUGAACGAGUUGGAUUUUUUGGCAUUUUGCUUUGCGCUAGCAUUCCUAACCCUUUGUUUGAUCUGGCGGGCAUUACUUGUGGUCAUUUCUUGGUGCCGUUUUGGAAGUUUUUCGGUGCUACCCUUAUCGGCAAAGCGGUGAUUAAAAUGCAUAUACAGAAAAUAUUCGUUAUUAUAUCGUUCAAUGAAAACCUAGUAGAUAAAUUCAUCGACAUUCUUGCAUUCAUUCCAAUGAUAGGUGUACGCUUACAAAAACCUUUUAAAGGUUUUUUCGAAAGUCAAAAACAACGUCUCCACCGAAAUAAUCAUAAGCAGUCAGUAAACGCAUCGCAGGGCAAUAUAUUAGCUAGUGUAUUCGAGUAUUUCGUGUUUAUCAUGAUUUGUUACUUUAUCGUCUCAAUUAUUAACACCUUUGCUCAAAGCUGCUGUAAGCGUAUAAUGAAAACUAAUAGUAGCAACGCAUCGAGAAAUGUAGCGUCUAACAAAAAGGAACACUAAAUCAUGGUUUAGAAUGAUGAAUAGCUUGUAUCUCUAGAUGAAUUGUCUUUGUUAGGGAUAAAGCUUUUCUAUGUCGAUAGAUAAACGCAGUGGGUUUUCCCAAUUAUUAUUCUUUCAUCGACGAAACUCCACACACAUCCUGGAAGAAACGAAUAAAAAGUUUAUGAAAUGAUUAGAAAUGGAAUUACAUAAUUUGUAACAAUAGCGUAUUUAAGACAUUAUUUCAACUCUAGUCAAAUAUUGUUUCACAUCCAAAAUUUAAAAGAAUUAUAUGAAAUAAUAUAAACCUUAUAUAAUAGAGCAAGCACAGAAAAAAUACAACAGUAAACUGACUGAUAUAGUUAACAAAUCACAGUUUUUUUGCUUGAUGAAAUAAAAUAAAACUCUGAUUAUUGUAGGUAAAAUAA
This is a messenger RNA of Anopheles funestus (African malaria mosquito), 2295 nucleotides long. RefSeq names its product vacuole membrane protein 1 (gene Tango5). The transcript is spliced from 6 exons. The coding region runs from base 338 to 1888 and encodes 516 amino acids. The record is from RefSeq and is a predicted model, not a curated record. Lineage: Eukaryota; Metazoa; Arthropoda; Insecta; Diptera; Culicidae.